Messenger RNA from Cydia pomonella (codling moth), 1786 nucleotides. RefSeq names its product retinoid-inducible serine carboxypeptidase-like. Gene Ontology annotation, biological process: proteolysis. Gene Ontology annotation, molecular function: serine-type carboxypeptidase activity. The coding region runs from base 419 to 1753 and encodes 444 amino acids. The transcript has 9 exons. The record is from RefSeq and is a predicted model, not a curated record. Lineage: Eukaryota; Metazoa; Arthropoda; Insecta; Lepidoptera; Tortricidae.
UUUUAAUUUGAAAUUAAAAGUAGAGAGUUUAAAUCGAAUGUAAGCACUCAUUUCUGUCUGACUUAAACACUAUUGGUGGUCGAACGGAGUGAGUGAAAUUAUCUCGUCAGAAAUGGAUGCAUUUCAUCCCAUGGUUAACAAUCUACUAUCGUCACGUUCACCUAUACUCGCCACACCUAGAACCACAACCUUUUAUAAUUAGUAUAUGAGAAUAUAUGAGCACGAAUAUCUUGUACAAAUCACGAAAUCAUGAUUAUGCCAAUAAUUCACCGAAGUAUUUAAACUAUCUCACUAAAUCGCCUUAAUUUUUAAUCAGUUUACUUAUCUAAGCGAUAACGCCAAUAGUACUUAGUCUUAGGCCCAAUCUUCAGACUGCACCUUAUAGGAGCCGGUUCGGUUUAGUAUACCGAACAGUAAAAUGGUGAAAAGAGCAGUUGUUAUUUCAGUGACGGCAGGAGUUGUGAUUGCUGGAGGUCUGGCUGUACUUAUUUGGUGGCUUGUAGCGGGCCGCGAUCCCUUCAGAACCGUACAGCUAAACAGCCAAGCUAUAGGAAAUGUAGAAGGCACAGCCGCCCUGACUAGGAUCCGGGGCUCUGGCGACAUAUUCUGGUGGUUCUUCCCCGCACACGACGAGACGCCGACCUCGAAACCCAUUAUCCUGUGGCUGGACGGAGUGACGGGGGUCUCACCCAGUCUACUAGCGAAUUUUGGGAUGUUUGGCCCUUACGAUUUUAAUUUGAACGAGCGGAACAAUUCUUGGGUUGACCAAUACAACCUAUUAUUUGUGGACGCACCCUUAGGCACCGGCUUCAGCGCAGCGCAAUCAGACAACACAAUUCCAGAGAGUCUCAAUGAAAACGUUGAUCAUUUGAUGUUUACUUUGGAAUCAUUUUAUGAACUGCAUGAAGGUUUCAACAAUGCGCCACUUUACAUUUUUGGGCAAGGACAUGGGUCAAAAUUAGCUUUGGCUCUCACCAUGCGGUUGCUGGAAGACAAUGAUCUUUCACAUAAUUUAGUAGGCAUUGCACUCGGCAACGGAAUCGUUUCCCCGGCUCUCGCCUUAACGAAACUCAGUUUCUAUCUAUGGGAGCUCGGGUACGUCGACGAAGACGGGCGCACCGCUAUUGAUAACUUUUCAAAGGAAACGAACGAUUUAGUCGACAACGGACAACUAGGAGCUGCCUUUGAUCACUUUUUGUCGCUGGGAGAAUAUACAAACGAGAACGCUGGAUCAGUGGCAGUCAAUUUGGGACAUAUUGUUGAAAAACUAGCACGGGAUGCUCGGCAAGGAUACUUUGGACAACCUAAUUACCUAGACAACGUGUUUGGGCUAGACUCGUACCGGUUCAUGGAUGACACCGUGGCGCCUGCCCUGGGGAUUGGCGGCUCCUACGCGGCCCGCCAGGACGCCGCGGUCCGCGCUUUCAGAACCUCCUUUAUGGAAUCUGAUAUCGAAAAAAUUGAAUACAUUCUAGAAAAUACGAGUCUCAAAGUGACUAUUUACAACGGCAACUUGGACGCGAUAUCCAACACUCCAGGUCAACUCGAAUGGGUGAAUGCCCUCCGGUGGUCAGGGCAGCAGAGCUUCCUCGCCAGUCCCCGCUCGACGCUCAUCGUCAACGGCCUGGUACAGGGUUACUUCCGAGAGACCGAGCGACUGAGCUUCUAUUGGGUGAACGCGGCGGGGCAAUCGGUACCCCUUGACAGCCCUGACGCGAUGCGACGUAUCUUAGAUAGAAUAACUGGGAGUUGAUUUCGUCAAAAAAUAAAAAAUCUCUCAAAUGCA